UGCUGGAGCUGGUGGGGACAAGUGUGCUGUAUGUAGCUCUAUAUGGAACAUUGCUACAUUAAAAAUAACAGUUGUUUUCAUCAGAAAGGAAGUGAAUAACCUGUUAUACCUUGCAGCGUGUGUCAGGUCAGCUCAUCUUCUGAAGUCACAACACUAGCAAUGAAUUCGUCUAGCAUUCCACCAUUUGGCUGUCCAUCCUCAAUUGAUCCCCGCUACUUUACACUAUGUGACCUGAAGGCAGUUUGGGGCAUUGUGGUGGAGGCGGUUGCUGGUGCUGGGAUUUUGACUUCCUUUUUGCUGCUGGUUAUAAUGGUGGCAAGUCUGCCAUUUGUUACAGACAAAAGGAGGAAGAGUGUGUUGGCUCUGCAGGUCAGCUUCAUUAUUUUCAGUUUGGGGGUCUUUGGCUUGUCAUUAGCUUUCAUUGUGGGAGAGGACAGCACCACCUGCAUAGCUAGGAGGUUUGUGUUCGGAGUGAUGUUUGCGGGUUGCUUCGCUUGCCUGUUGAUGCAUGGUCUUUGGUUGGUGCUACUUGAUCGCCAUAAAACACCCCCUAAAGGAUGUCUCUUUUGGCUUGGAGGACUAGGUAUUUGGUUGGUGGAGAUCAUUAUCAAUACAGAAUGGAUUAUUAUUAUACAGAUGGACAAUGGAGUGAUGUUCAAGCCUGAUAUCUGCAAUAUCAAAAAUGAUUUCACCAUGGCACUCAUUUACGUCAUGAUACUCUUGGUUGCUGUGGUACUUUUGGCUGUGCCUUCAAUGAUUCAUACGCACAAGUCCUUCCGGCAAGACGCACUUUACAUCUUGGUGACAGGGAUCCUCUCCAUUUGUAUUUGGAUGGUUUGGAUUGUGAUGUAUAUCCAUGGCAACAAGAUGUCCGGACAUUCAAACUGGGACAACGCAACACUGGCCAUAGCCUUGGUGUCCAAUGGCUGGGUUUUCCUUAUCAUGUACACCAUUCCUGAGCUGUGUGCUCUAAAUCAAGUGACAGAAAACAUGGAUGAAGUAAGCCUUGAAAGCCAGAAUUCUACAAGGUGUGGAGUCUAUGAGAACAUCACAGAUAUGAACGUAGAAUCACCCUAUAAUGGGUAUGUUGGACGAAGCUGUUUGUACCAGCCCACUGAACUUGCCCUGAUAAGCAAAGGACCAGGCAAUAUCUCUCAGGAGGGAGUGCUACCUAGGGCAACAGCUCCACCACUGGUUCCAUCCAGUAGGGGUUCUCUUCCCAGAGAAGGAUAACCUUUAUCUUCAACGGACACAAAGCAGACAUGUAAGAAUAUGGAGAAGAAUUAGUACCUAAUUGAAAAGCAAACACUACUGUGGAUAAAUGUAAAUACAAAGCACAAGAUACAUUGCUUUUCCACACUAACAUGCAGAAUAUGUAGCAAAAUGAAAUCUAAAACCACCAUUACAUUUCACUGCACACAAUACACAAGAAUUUACAUUUUCAAAUCCAAACACUGAAUUUGUGUCAGAAUUAAAUACAAUACAAUACGAAAUGUAAU
Messenger RNA from Astyanax mexicanus (Mexican tetra), 1499 nucleotides. RefSeq names its product G-protein coupled receptor family C group 5 member C-like. Bases 160 to 1233 code for a protein of 357 amino acids. Gene Ontology annotation, molecular function: protein kinase activator activity; G protein-coupled receptor activity. Lineage: Eukaryota; Metazoa; Chordata; Actinopteri; Characiformes; Acestrorhamphidae. The record is from RefSeq and is a predicted model, not a curated record. The transcript is spliced from 4 exons. Gene Ontology annotation, cellular component: extracellular exosome; plasma membrane; intracellular membrane-bounded organelle. Gene Ontology annotation, biological process: G protein-coupled receptor signaling pathway.